Messenger RNA from Emys orbicularis (European pond turtle), 1594 nucleotides. It is a transcript of the gene SEPTIN12, whose product is annotated as septin 12. Gene Ontology annotation, molecular function: molecular adaptor activity; GTP binding; GTPase activity. Gene Ontology annotation, biological process: intracellular protein localization; cytoskeleton-dependent cytokinesis. The transcript has 10 exons. The coding region runs from base 114 to 1136 and encodes 340 amino acids. NCBI's taxonomy places the organism in Eukaryota, Metazoa, Chordata, Testudines, Emydidae. The record is from RefSeq and is a predicted model, not a curated record. Gene Ontology annotation, cellular component: septin complex; septin ring; microtubule cytoskeleton.
GGCACGAGAAGCGGACGGCUCUGCCCCUGGAGCAGCCCACGCGUGCACAGGGGGCUGGAGAGACUGCCCUGCUCUGCCUAGGAGGGAGUAGCCUGGAGCCAGGGUGUAUCAGCAUGGAGGGGCAGCCAGUCCAGCCAGCGCCCGAGGAGACGCCCCGCGACACUAACCCAGCCAAUGUGGGGCUGGAGCUCUUUGGCUACGUGGGCAUCGAGGCGGUGCUGGAUCAGAUGAGGAUCAAGACCAUGAAAACAGGCUUUGAGUUCAACCUCAUGGUUGUAGGGCAGAGCGGCCUGGGGAAGUCGACAAUGGUGAACACCCUCUUCAAGUCGAAGGUGAGCCGGAAACCCACAGGCCCCGGCUAUGAGGAGCACAUCCCAAAGACGGUGCAGCUGCAGUCCGUCACCCACGUUAUCGAAGAGAAGGGCGUGAAGAUGAAGCUGACUGUGACAGACACGCCAGGGUUCGGCGACCAGAUCAACAAUGAAAACUGCUGGGACCCCAUCAUCAAGUACAUCAACGAGCAGUACGAGAAGUACCUGAGAGAGGAGAUCCUCAUCAGCCGCAAACGGAAGAUCCCAGACACCAGGGUCCACAGCUGUGUGUACUUCGUGCCACCCACUGGCCACUGGCUGCGUCCCUUGGAUCUGGAGUUCAUGAGGCGGCUGAGUAAGAUCGUCAACGUGGUGCCAGUGAUCGCCAAGGCAGACACGCUGACCCUGGAGGAACGGGCCGAGUUCAAGCAGAGGAUCCAGAAGGACUUGAAGGCCCACGGCAUCAGCGUCUAUCCCCAGGAGGAUUUUGAUGACAACCCAGACGACAGGAUAUUGAAUGAUAAAAUUCGAGACAAAAUCCCCUUUGCGGUGGUGGGAGCGGACAAGGAGCAUCAGGUGAACGGGAAGAGGGUCUUGGGCCGCAAGACCAAGUGGGGGAUCAUUGAAGUGGAGAACCCAGCGCACUGCGAAUUCCCCCUGCUCCGAGACCUGCUCAUCCGGUCCCACCUGCAGGAUCUCAAGGACAUCACCCACAACGUGCAUUACGAGAGAUACCGCGUGCAGCGGCUCAACGAGAGCAACCGGCUGGCACUGAGCCCUGUCAACGGGCUGCUGGGGAAGGACGAGGUGGAGAGCGACCUCUGAGCAGGGAGAGCAGGGCGUCCUCCUCCCAGACAGCGCCCACAGACUGGCUAUGGGGGGGGAGGAGCUGAGAUCCCCACCCCCUGGACAGACCCCAAGUGCCCUAGUGCUGGGCCAGGCGCUGUCUCUGCCGCUGCACCAAAACCUUCCUGCCGUGCAACAGCCUUAAGCAAGGAAAGACUCUUGGGGGGCUGGGCCAGGCACUGCCUCGAGGGCCCCCACUGCUCCCCAUCCAUUCCUCCUGUUUCCCCCAUGCCCGUCCCCCUUGGCGACUUUGCAUGGAGCUCGUAGGUUCCUGGCACACGCACCCCCUGCACCACUGCUCCCCGACAAGCACACCCCAGUUCUGGAGAGAGCCCUGCCCUACCACAGAGGCACAGACUGGAGCCAGUGGGCCUGACCCCCCGAGACCCGAGCAGCACCCAUGGGAAGGUGUGGAGGCGCAGGCAUUUCCCACUUCA